Molecule: messenger RNA, 549 nt
Organism: Aspergillus pseudonomiae
Lineage: Eukaryota; Fungi; Ascomycota; Eurotiomycetes; Eurotiales; Aspergillaceae
Product: DUF1091 domain-containing protein
Exons: 2
Coding region: 1-549 (182 amino acids)
Source: RefSeq, a predicted model, not a curated record
AUGGAUAAAUUUCUCAAUGCUGCCUGGCUUCUAUGGCUUUCACUCUUUCUCGCACAUUCUGCCUGGGGACAGGAUCGCAGGCCAUUUGACGUCUAUUUGGAGGAUCUUGACAUCUCGGGAAAUCCAGAUUACUUUGCUGACAUACGUUCUGAGGUAAUGGUUGAUGAUGACAUCGACGACCUAGUCGCCAAUGUCAAUUUUAGGAUACGUCAAGAUCUUUCUGAUCAAUGCGAUGUGCAUAUCUUGGGCUACCAAUCUGAUGAUGGUGUUGACUGGCUGGAAGUCUAUGCGCGAGACGAUAAUCUUUGCGAUUAUGUGGCAACGAACCAAUGUAUUUUCAAGAACAUUGGUCAGUAUGGCAACUUUCCUCGUCAAUGUCCUUUUACGCCUACGGACAUUCAGAUUAAAAAGUACCGCCCGGAUCCAAAUUGCUUUCCAAAAGGCUUGCGGAAAACGCUUUUGAGAGCGGGGAUUAUCAUAUCUUGCAAAUCUCCAAAUGGAACAGAUGUGGAAGCCUUGCGAAUAUCUACCCAGGUUAAGAUUCUGUGA